This is a messenger RNA of Penicillium oxalicum, 2937 nucleotides long. Its product is annotated as mismatch repair ATPase MSH1. The record is from RefSeq and is a predicted model, not a curated record. The transcript is spliced from 4 exons. NCBI's taxonomy places the organism in Eukaryota, Fungi, Ascomycota, Eurotiomycetes, Eurotiales, Aspergillaceae. Gene Ontology annotation, molecular function: ATP binding; mismatched DNA binding; ATP-dependent DNA damage sensor activity. Bases 1 to 2937 code for a protein of 978 amino acids. Gene Ontology annotation, biological process: mismatch repair. Gene Ontology annotation, cellular component: nucleus.
AUGCGCGUCAAUGCUCGAAAUCUCGCUCAAUGGGCCUCUGGCUUUCGAGGUUCAUCAUCUCAUGAUCCCAGUGUCUUGUCUUUCCAAUGUCCCACUCAUCGGACGAUCUGUCACCAUGCACGCCCUAGCUGGCUGCGUCCGAAGGCGCUUUCAUUACCCUCCAAUGUUGAUGGUCGCCGAGGUGCGAAGACUAAGGCUACCGUCAGAUUAAAAGACCUUCCUCAAGGAGUGCUCCGGUUGGAGCCGUACAAUGACGCAAAAGAUCAUGCGCCUGAGUAUCCAACAGUGAUACAAGGCCAUCGUAAUAACAUGCACAAAUUUAAGAACUGCGUUGUUCUCACUCGAGUUGGGGGCUUCUACGAGCUUUACUUCGAGCAGGCUGAAGAGCUUGCCCCUCUUUUGAACUUGAAGCUCGCUUUCAAAAAGACCGCUGCCGGCUAUGUUCCCAUGGCUGGAUUUCCUUUCUUUCAACUGGACCGCUUCUUGAAAUUGCUCGUUCAGGAUCUGAACCGCUAUGUGGCCAUCAGCGAAGAGUUCGCUAUCAAGCCAGAGGACAAGCUGAAAUCUGGGGGCCUUAUGUGGAAUCGCAAGGUAGCCAGAAUCAUCACGCCCGGAACUCUAAUUGAUGAGAAGUUCAUGGACCCAUCAGAAAACAACUUCCUGCUCGCAAUCUACCUGGAUGUCGCGUCUCUUCAGGAGAAGUCAAAGCAACAAGUUGACACGCAGUCAUCACAGCAUGUACUGUCCUCCGUGCUUCACGCCGUAGGGUUAGCGUGGAUGGAUUUAUCAACAGGGGAUUUCUUCACGCAGCUUACGACACUUCAGAUGCUACCAUCGGCUAUCGCGCGCAUUGGGGCUCGCGAGAUACUUGUUGAUCAAAAAGUUCAAGAUCUCAUUGGACAAGAAAUGCAACUUCUCGUUGGUCGCGACCAUCGACUUGUCACCUUUUUUAGCUUUCCAGACACAAUAGCACCGAUGUCGAACUGGGAAUCCAUGUUAGAGUCCCCAGUGUCAGAAAAUGCGAUUGCUUCCUUCACGAAGGAAGAAGUGGCCGCUGGAUUUAGCCUUCUUGAAUAUACAAGAGGCCAGCUUCAAAGAACAAAUCUUAAAUUACUGCCCCCUCGUCGUCGGCAUCUUGAUGAGUCAAUGAAUAUCGACCGGAACAGUCUGAGUGGCUUGGAAAUCCUGGAAACUGCUCGUGACGGGUUUGGGAAGGGUAGUCUCCUUCAUGCUGUCCGCCGCACGAGCACCAAGAGUGGUGCUCGUUUGUUAAGGGAUCGACUCACCUCACCUUCAACGUCAAUUCAAGUGAUCCACGAAAGAUUGGAUCUGGUCUCAAUAUUUGUAGAUGACAUUGAUCUUCGUGAUGGCGUGGUUCAACUGCUUAAACGAAACUACGAUGCUCAGCGGCUCGUUCAGAAAUUUGCGCUAGGCAAGGGAGACGCAGAUGAUUUAAUAUGUCUUUCUCGUGCAAUAGAAGCAGCAAGGGAGGUCAAAACGCUCCUUUCACGUUAUGCGAAUCUUUGUCUGGAGUCUGCGAAGAUUGCAAGUCUAUCGUCUAUGCUUUCGCGGCUUCAUCUCGACGGGCCAACUGCUCUAGCAGAUCGCAUCACGGCUGCCAUCGAUGAGGAAGGAUUGUUACAGCAGCAGCGCAUUCAAGAGAACACCGCUGCCGAAGCGGCUCGUCUUGCACAGGAAGUUGCGCUCCACGAAGGCACACCAGCUGAAGUGGACGAAUUGCCUAAAAAGGUUCGCGCCCGGACUAAUGAGCGUCUCUCCUCAGCGGAUGCCGAUUCCUCGCCUCCAGAGACAUGGAUAAUGCGUCGCGGGGCUAGUGCUGCGCUGAAGUCUCUCCACGAGAAGUUGGAUCGCUGCUUCACUGAGAAAGACGCUCUGGUCAAGCGUCUCCGCGACUCUGUAGGAUCUAAUAACUUAUCGCUCAAGUGGACUCCAGGUCUUGGUCAUAUCUGCCACAUCAAGGGCGCCAAAAUAUCCCAAACAGCCCUUGAAGAUUUGGGAGUAACACGCAACGUGUCAUCCACUAAGUCCACUCGAUCCUUCUACCUUCCAGCAUGGAGCGAGCUGGGUGGUCAGAUGGACAACAUCAAAAUACGGAUCAGGCAGGAAGAAAAUGCAAUUUUCGAGCGUCUUCGCCGUGAAGUGAUCAUGAAUUUGAUAAAAAUCAGACGCAAUGCUGCGGUCAUGGACGAGCUCGACGUGGCGUGCUCAUUCGCUACUCUGGCCCAGGAGCAGCAACUGGUUCGACCGAUUCUGAACAAUGGCAACACGCAUAGAAAUUGGCGAUCUUUCGUGAGCAAUGACUGCUUUCUCGGGGAGCCAGAACGGAUAUGGCUCAUCACUGGACCCAACAUGGCUGGUAAAAGCACGUUUCUUCGACAGAAUGCCUUGAUCACGAUCCUCGCUCAGGUGGGCUCCUACGUCCCUGCGUCCUACGCUGAAAUCGGCAUUGUUGAUCAGAUCUUCAGUCGUAUUGGGGCCGCAGAUGAUCUUUUCCGUGAUCAGUCAACAUUCAUGGUGGAGAUGCUCGAGACUGCCACCAUACUGAAACAAGCCACUGCCCGGUCCUUUGUCAUCAUGGAUGAAGUAGGGCGAGGAACGACGCCGGAAGAUGGAACGGCAGUGAGCUUUGCUUGCCUCCACCAUUUGCAUUUCCAUAAUCGCAGUCGAGUUCUCUUUGCGACACAUUUCCAUGCGCUCGCGGAUAUGACGGGCUCUUUUGAUUCCUUGGCACGCUAUUGCACUGACGUCAAGGAGAGGCCUGAUGGGGGAUUUUCUUUCGUGCAUCGUCUACGCAAAGGGGUCAACCGGGAGUCACACGCCCUCAAAGUGGCUCAGCUAGCAGGAAUACCUGAGGAGACCAUUGAGUUGGCAUCCCGUGUCAAAAGACAAUUACAAAAGAAUGGUGAUGGCGUUUGA